Salvia miltiorrhiza (redroot sage) is the source of this 834-nucleotide messenger RNA. RefSeq lists its product as uncharacterized. The transcript has 2 exons. NCBI's taxonomy places the organism in Eukaryota, Viridiplantae, Streptophyta, Magnoliopsida, Lamiales, Lamiaceae. The record is from RefSeq and is a predicted model, not a curated record. The coding region runs from base 1 to 834 and encodes 277 amino acids.
AUGGCAAAAACCAAGGGAGGGACGGGCUCAGGAAGCACCCAACCACCAAACGGGAAGACUACCAAACCCUCACCUCCGAAGAGAUCUACAAGGCGAACCACCUCAGAGGAGACCUCUACCAAGGUCACCGAAGACCUCUUGCUAACUAUUCAGCCCGAGGACAGGGGACGUACUGAAGUCCUACAACAAGAGGAACGAGAGGUCGUAAGAACAGCCGCCGAGUCAAAACAACCGGAGAAGCCGGAAGAAGAGGAGCCUGAACUCACGCCUCCUACAAAGAAAUCGAAGAAAACCCAGACGGGAAGAACCGCUUCCAAGGAUACGGAAGGAGAAGAAGAAGAACAAGAGAAGGCGGAACAUGAGGAGGCUGAAGAAGGAGAGGGAGUUGAAGCCAUUCAAGAGGAGGAGGUGGAAAUCCCGACACCACAAAGCAAGAGGCCAGGGGUCAAAAGGAAGCUCGAUGUCACAAAGCCUCCACUGCCCGUUAAGGUCAGACCAGCACCAGCAGGCAGUAAGACCAUAACCAAAGGCGAACAGAGCCGGAGACAGAGGAAACCUACUGCAUCUGAGAAGGGAAAAGCCAAGGAGAUGGAAGUACCACUAGAGGCAGAUCCAGAGAAGACUGAAACGGUGGAAAACUCCAACUCGGAGGACGUCGUUGCCCCUGCUAAGCUGGUAACAAGUACAAUCACCUCAAGGCCGAAAGGUGUUAAGCGCAAGGGCUUGGUACGACCUAACACCAUGGAGAAAGGAUUCAAAGUAAUGGAGGCUAGAUUUAAAGCAAUCAUGGACAAGUUGAAUGCGGAAGAUGAGCCCUCCGACCAAAAUGACUAA